Molecule: messenger RNA, 2033 nt
Organism: Sander lucioperca (pikeperch)
Lineage: Eukaryota; Metazoa; Chordata; Actinopteri; Perciformes; Percidae
Product: UDP-glucuronosyltransferase 2B4-like
Exons: 2
Coding region: 169-1764 (531 amino acids)
Molecular function (GO): UDP-glycosyltransferase activity
Source: RefSeq, a predicted model, not a curated record
CAUUGUUGUCAAUCCCUGAAGAAAAGCCCAAAGAAAAGUUUAUCUAUAAUCCCCUUAUAUAAGCUUUUCUGGAACUUAUAGUUAUAUAUUCAGUGGUAACUUUGGUCUUUCACACCAACAUUGACGCACAUGCAUGCUCGGAGCUACUUCAUGUAAAACAGGUUAAAUAUGCCCUCCCAAGGAAAUGCAGCUUUUCUACUUUUAUUAUCUAUUGUGUUCUUGUCGUGGAGAAUUUGUCAUGGAGGGAAGAUUUUGAUUGUUCCUUUAGAGGGAAGCCACUGGGUGAACAUGGACAUUAUGAUCAAAGCCCUCCACUCUCGAGGACACUCUGUUGUUGUGGUACGAACCAAUAAAAGCUGGUACAUCCAGGAUAACUCUCCGCACUACCGGACCAUCACAGUUCCUGUCACUGAAGCAUUUAAUCAUGACUUCAUUAACUCAAUCAUAAAAAAGAUCAUUGAUAUAGAAAGGGGAGAGAGCUCACUUUGGAGCUUUGCAAGUUUGCAGGCUGAGAUGUUUACUGCCAUGUUUAACAUGCAUCGAAUAAUGUGCAAAUUUGCUACUAACAUGUUUAAAGAUAAAUAUUUAAUGAAUAGUUUAAAUGAGAGUAAGUAUGACCUGGUCCUUACUGACCCAGCAUGGGGUACAGGUAUAAUGUUGGCUCAUGCUCUUAAGCUACCUCUGGUCUAUAAUGUGCGGUGGAUAACUAGCGGAGAAGGACAUAUGGCCAUUGCACCUUCUCCUUUAUCUUAUAUCCCAUUGACAGGUUCAGGACUGUCAGACAAAAUGACUUUCAUACAAAGAGUCAAAAAUCUCAUUUUCUCUGUCAUUUGGCAAGCUCAGGAUGGAUUUUUAAUUCACCCUCAAUAUCAAGCUGUUUGUGAUCAGUUCUUUGGCCCAGAAGUCAGAUAUAGUGACUUAUUACAGGGAGCAGAUCUGUGGCUCAUGAGAGUGGACUUUGUCUUUGAGUUCCCUCGACCCACCAUGCCUAAUGUUAUCUAUAUUGGCGGAUUCCAGUGCGAACCAGCAAAACCUCUUCCUGAACACCUGGAGGAGUUUGUACAGAGUUCUGGUGAGCAUGGGGUCAUUAUCAUGUCUCUGGGGACUUUUGUGAGUGAACUUCCUGCUGAUAUAACAAACGUGAUCGCUGCAGCUUUUGCUAAAUUACCCCAGAAAGUCAUCUGGAGGCAUAAAGGUGACAGACCAGCCACUCUGGGCAACAACACUUUAAUAGUCGACUGGAUGCCACAGAAUGAUCUUUUAGGACAUCCCAAGAUGAAACUAUUUGUAGCUCAUGGAGGAACAAACGGAGUUCAAGAAGCAAUGUAUCACGGAGUCCCGGUUGUGGGUCUACCUGUGUUUUUCGACCAAUAUGACAACCUGCUGCGCCUAAAAGAGAGAGGAGCGGCUACGCUUCUUACCAUUAAUACAGUGGAUAAAGACAACAACUUCGUAGAGGCCAUUCAGGAAGUCCUGAAUGAGCCCUCCUACAGGAUGAACAUGCAGAGACUCUCCAGGCUGCACAGAGAUCAGCCAAUAACGCCGCUAGAUAACGCCCUCUUCUGGAUAGAGUUUGUCAUGAGACACAAAGGUGCAGCUCACCUGAGAACAGAGUCCUACAAAAUGCCCUGGUAUUCCUACCACUCUGUAGAUGUAGUUCUAUCUUUCCUGGCUACUGUUGCAGUGAUUACUUUUCUCCCUCUAGUGUUUGUCAGAUAUGUGUGUCUUGAGAAAUGUAUGAAAAGAAAAACCAAUAAGAAAUGACAAUCACUGACCUCUGUCCUGCUCGUUCUACAAAAACAUUAUACGUGAUUAUGUCGUUACGGAUUAUUUUUUUAAUUAACUGAAAUGGAAUUCAUUACAUUUUCAUAAAACGAAAAAUACAACAUAAAACAGGUACACCCAUGUGCACUGGUUAAUGGUCCCAUUCAAGGAACAGCAGUGAUGGUUUGGAUGCAUAUGUGAGCCUUCACUGAAUAACAGGAAUUUGUAAUUCUACUUUUCCAUGUAGGAUAAAGAUUGGUUGUGUAAGA